AUGGGGCUGUCAAAGACGACGCGGAUAUCGCUCCUCCUUGCCAUCGACCUGGUCUUCUUCUUCGUCGAACUCAUCACAGGCAAUAUCAUCGGCUCGCUCGCCCUCAUCGCCGAUGCCUUCCACAUGCUCAACGAUGUCAUGUCCCUCUGCGUCGGGUUGUGGGCAGUGCGGGUAGCAAACAAGCAAAAGAACCCAAAGACAUACACAUACGGAUGGCAGCGCGCAGAGACGUUGGGCGCACUCGCCAACGGUGUCUUCCUGGUCGCGCUGUGCUUCACCAUCUUCCUCGACGCUAUCGAGCGGUUUAUCGAGCCGCAGAUAAUCACGCAGCCGAGGUUUAUGUUGAUCGUGGGAUGCGCCGGUUUGGCCUCGAACUUGCUGGGCCUGGUGCUGUUCCAUGAUCAUGGGCAUGGCGGGCAUGGACACAGUCAUGGUGGUCACGGGGACGAGGCAUCUGCCGCUGAAGAGGGACACGCGCAUGCGCACGGCGAUCCGGAAGACCGCAGGCUUGCCGACCCGUCUGGCAAUGUCGAGGAUGUUCUGCCAGCAACACGCAUUGCGGGAUAUCAGAGCUCGAACACGGCAGACAGCGACACAACUGCGGUUGACGCAAGCUCACCACUUGCGCAAAAAGCAUCGCACGGUUCGCGCUCUGGGAAGUCAAGGAGGCAUAGCAGGUCACACUCACGCGCCUUCUCGGGCGUGGAAGACAUCCCAGUCACGCCAAACGCCUUCCGCAGGUCCAUCAUCGACGCCAGCCGCCUGGACCCACGCGAUUCUGAGGAAUGGGAGGGUGACGAAGAUGCGCUUGGAGAGGACACCAUGGACACGCACCACCACCAACAGCAACCUCUGCUGAACGGCAACGCCUAUGCCGGCUACGGCGCAACCCAGGCUAAAGCGCAAGACAUCGAUCACGGCGAGCACAACCACGCCCAGCCGAAAGACGAAGGCAAAGGCGGAGGCGGGCACGGCCACUCCCACGGCGACCUCAACAUGCGCGGUAUCUUCUUGCAUGUGAUGGGCGACGCCCUGGGCAAUAUCGGCGUCAUCGCCACCGCCCUCUUCAUCUGGCUGACGGACUACUCCUGGCGCUUCUACUUCGACCCCGCCAUCUCCCUCCUCAUCACCAUCAUCAUCCUCUGCUCCGCCAUCCCGCUCGUCAAAGCCGCCUCGCGCAUCCUUCUGCAAGCCGUGCCCUCCAACAUCGACAUCGACCACAUCAAAGAAGACAUCGAAGCCCUCCCCGGCAUCCUCAGCGCCCACCACCUGCACGUCUGGCAACUCAGCGACACCAAGCUCGUCUCCAGCCUGCACGUGCAAGUGGACUUCGACUUCAAAGGCGAAGGCUCAGCGCGGUACAUGGAGCUGGUGCAAGCGAUCCGGAAAUGCCUGCACGAAUACGGCAUCCACUCGUCCACGAUCCAGCCCGAGUUCUGUCUCGAUCCCGAACACGACCACAGCGGUUCCCAGCCGGAAGACGGCGGCAGUCCCGCGGACGCAGCUAAGCGCUCUACCAUGGGCAGUAGGGUGCCGAGUAAAGCGGGCAGCGUGUGCGAGCAGGCUUGUCUGCUGGAGUGUACGGAUGAGUGUGGGAAGAAGGGGAAGGGGUGUUGUGAUCCGAAGCCGGCGGAUCAGGAGGAUGAGGGGCAUGGGCAUGGGCAUUGA
Messenger RNA from Saxophila tyrrhenica, 1668 nucleotides. It is a transcript of the gene ZRC1, whose product is annotated as Zinc resistance conferring protein. The transcript has a single exon. Gene Ontology annotation, cellular component: membrane. The record is from RefSeq and is a predicted model, not a curated record. Bases 1 to 1668 code for a protein of 555 amino acids. Gene Ontology annotation, biological process: zinc ion transmembrane transport; intracellular zinc ion homeostasis. NCBI's taxonomy places the organism in Eukaryota, Fungi, Ascomycota, Dothideomycetes, Mycosphaerellales, Extremaceae. Gene Ontology annotation, molecular function: zinc ion transmembrane transporter activity.